AACUUCAACAUGCAUUCGCAUCUGUACUGGGUAACUAAAUUAUGUUGGCUGCUGGUAUUCAACCUGGUUUCUAUGCAACGUUCCACACAAGGAAUCCCUUCUUUUUCACCCAAUGAGUGUGAGCCCGGCAAUUCAGUGGAUCCCAGAGAGUGUGCCAAUGGCGCAUUCAACUUGAAUAUGAACCGCACAGAUUGCGAGCCUCGCAUGGUUUGUUACAGGAAUAUAGGUGAGCCUUGCCAUGAGCUUGGCACCAGCAGCAAUUGUUUGCCAUCUCUGGUUUGUAAUUGUUUUAAGUGCAGUGAAGUACUUAGUGAUCUAUGCCGCAAAAAGUUGCCACCGAUAUUGAAUAUGUCAAAGCGUACAAAAAAACUUUACACGGAGUAUAUGUAUUAAGAUGUCGUUGGACGACGAAACACAAAAGAAAUUUGAACGGACAGAGAUGAAUGGGAUAUACCAAAGAACUUACGCCGAAACUUAAUAUACAAUUAUAUAAUAACGGAUACUAAUCUAAAUGCCAUGCUAAAAUAUGUUAAAGACUUUUAUUCUGCAUUGUGAAUGAUACUAACCAUCAGUACUGAUAUAUUCUUAAGUAUGAAG
Messenger RNA from Bactrocera tryoni, 597 nucleotides. RefSeq lists its product as uncharacterized. The annotation marks the transcript as partial. The record is from RefSeq and is a predicted model, not a curated record. The transcript is spliced from 3 exons. NCBI's taxonomy places the organism in Eukaryota, Metazoa, Arthropoda, Insecta, Diptera, Tephritidae.